Messenger RNA from Nilaparvata lugens (brown planthopper), 2707 nucleotides. It is a transcript of the gene Snx6, whose product is annotated as sorting nexin-6. The transcript has 12 exons. Gene Ontology annotation, biological process: phagosome-lysosome fusion involved in apoptotic cell clearance. The record is from RefSeq and is a predicted model, not a curated record. Bases 576 to 1799 code for a protein of 407 amino acids. Lineage: Eukaryota; Metazoa; Arthropoda; Insecta; Hemiptera; Delphacidae. Gene Ontology annotation, molecular function: phosphatidylinositol binding.
ACACACUGUUAUUAUAACUAUAAGAGUGUACACGUACCAGUGUAAAUACCUUCGAGUGAAUUGUUUCUUGUAUGCCAUAGCACAUUAAGUGGAGGACUCGUAUGGAAAGACGCACAAUGCCUCUCCAAGGCACGCGCUUGAGGCUACCUCAGCACGAGUUUCGUGCGCUGGCGUGCUCCCCGGUACUGGGCUCAACUGCACUGCUGUGUGCAUCGAGCCUAAGGCUGUGUCGUAUCGUUGUCUGUGUCGUUGUAUGCUCGAUUGCUCGUAUCUCGUAUAAUAUGGUCGUAUGUCGUAUCGUAUGUCAAUUUGUCAAAGCGUCAAAGGGGUGUAUUCGUGAGACAAUGUAUGAUAAGCGGUUUUUAUAAUAUUUUAUUUAACAAGUAGUACGAACCAAUUAGGUAUGAUGAGCUGUUGUUAUUAAGAACAAAAUAAUUUCUGAAUAGUGGUUUAAAAAAUUUCAUGUUUUGUCCGGCAUUGUUAAUUUUCUUUCUAAGAUUUAAGAUCCGUGCAAUCGUGUAGCCUAGUCCUACUCAUAAUCUGCUAAGCAAGAAAUUGUAUUUUUGAGCAUAAUUAUGAUGGAUGGAAUUGAAGAUGAGAAUGAAAUAAUCAAUGGAGAAAACAAAAAGACUGGACGCUCCGAAACCGUAGAUCUCACCGACAAUUCUCUCCUAGUAGACAUUUCUGAUGCUCUCAGUGAAAAAGAUAAAGUCAAAUUCACUGUUCAUACUAAGACCACGUUACCAGACUUCAAAAAAACUGACUUCACUGUAGUUAGGCAACAUGAAGAAUUCGUUUGGCUUCAUGAUCGCUUCGAAGAGAAUGAGGAAUAUGCUGGUUUCAUAAUCCCACCUGUACCACCUAGACCUGACUUUGACGCAUCUCGUGAUAAAUUGCAAAAAUUGGGUGAAGGAGAAGGCACCAUGACCAAAGAAGAAUUCAACAAAAUGAAACAAGAGCUUGAAGCAGAAUAUCUUGCAACUUUCAAGAAAACAGUGGCAAUGCAUGAAAUCUUCCUCACUCGUCUAGCCCAGCAUCCAGUUUUCCGACGUGAUAAAAUUUUCCAUGUUUUCCUAGAAUAUGAGAAGGAUUUGACCGUGAGAUCUAAAAAUAAAAAAGAAGUGUUUGAGAGCUUAAUGAAAUCAUUAUCGAAGUCAACUGAUGAAUUCCUCUUAUCUGCAACAGUGAAAGAUGUUAAUGAUUUCUUCGAACAGGAGAAAAACUUUGUAAUUGAUUUUCAUUCCCAUUUGAAGGAAGCUACUGAAAAAUCUGAUAGAAUGACUAAAAAACAUAAAGACGUAGCUGACUCAUUCAUCAAGAUUUCUAGUUGCCUCCUGCAACUUGCUACUCACGAGCAUCGCGAUCUCGAAAAGUUCCUCACCAAAAUUGCUGAAACAUUUGAAAAAGCAAGGAAAGUUGAAGGCCGAGUUGCUUCUGAUGAAGACCUAAAACUAUCUGAUGUUCUGCGAUACUACAUGAACGAUUCAUUUGCCGUUAAACGACUCCUUUAUCGUCGAUUACGCUGUCUUUCAAAUUACGAAGCAGCAAACAGAAAUUUAGAGAAAGCUCGUGCUAAGAACAAGGAUGUCCUUGCUGCCGAAACUGCGCAACAGGAAGCAUGCGAAAAGUUUGAAAAAAUGUCAGAUCAAGGAAAAGAAGAAUUGAUGGAUUUCAAACAAAGGAGGGUGCAGCAAUUUCGUAAAAAUUUGAUUGAACUUGCAGAACUGGAAAUCAAACAUGCAAAGGCUCAAGUGGCACUUUACAAAAAUUGCAUUACUUCACUGAGAGAUGAGGAGUGACCCAGGGCUUAGAGAAAAUGAUUAUUCAUGAGAAUCCAAUUCUGAAAGACAGAAAUGCGGUUACCUCUUUGAAGAUAUAAAACUGGCUGAACCAGUAAUAAUAUUACAUUGCAAACUCUAUAAAAAAAAUUGGUUUUGCAUUCCACUAGGUACAAGAAAGUGGUAUUAUCUUAUUAUAUGAAAUGAGUAUAAUGUGUUUAUAUAUAUAUAUAUAUAUAUAUAUAUAUAAAUUUUCCAAAAUAGAAUAUCGUAUAUCUUUUAAACUUUUGUGUUAUAUCCCAUCUUACUAUUUUGUUGAUGAUCAAGAUACUACUUUGUUGAAUGUUUUGUAGUCUACUGAAGUUGAAUAGGAACUACAUUGUUUAGCUUGCAUCUUAUUAUGAUAAAUGAUUUAAUUAUUAUAUUCCUUGUACAGAAUAAAAAGUAUGACCAGUGACCAAUGUGCAAUCGUCAGCUUCAAAACGUUAUUAGCUUACGUAUUUUUCUAUUUAAUCAUGUAAAUAAAAUUGAUAGCAUUACUGCGUCUACCAUUGUAGAACGUUCUUAUACCUUCUACAUUAUAUUGGUAUGAUCUAGUGACAAAUAAUCAUAUAUUCAAUAUUUGAUUCUUUGAUUCGAAAUCAUUUCGAUAUCGAUCUAAUGAAUUGAAUCGCUACAGAAUUAAAUAUGUCACGAAAUCAUAUUUUGGCAUUUUCCGUCAGCAUCAUCCUUCAUUUGUUCUUUAUAAAUUUUGAAACACUAUUAAACGAUCCACCGAUAUAGACAAUAGUAUUUAUAUAAUUUAUUCAUAAGUAUUUGAUGUAUUACUGGUUUUGUAAUCGCUUAAUCUAUCUGAAUUCCAACAUUCCAUUAUUUAUAUGUAUUGCUUUAUACAUAUGUUGAUAUAUUAUGAAAUUAUAACAAUUGAA